This is a messenger RNA of Perca flavescens (yellow perch), 3156 nucleotides long. RefSeq names its product leucine-rich repeat LGI family, member 2a (gene lgi2a). Gene Ontology annotation, biological process: inhibitory synapse assembly. Gene Ontology annotation, molecular function: protein binding. The transcript has 8 exons. The coding region runs from base 75 to 1694 and encodes 539 amino acids. The record is from RefSeq and is a predicted model, not a curated record. NCBI's taxonomy places the organism in Eukaryota, Metazoa, Chordata, Actinopteri, Perciformes, Percidae.
GUGGAAACGCGCGGUGCCAUCUGCCUCGCUCGGUGCUCUCCGCAAACCUCACACAUGCAAGCCCGGCAAGAAAGAUGCUGCCCACUCUCAAGAUUUGGACAUUGUUUUCUUUGUCGCUUUUCUUCCUGAUUCAACCGGGUCAUACGAAGAAGGUUUUCCGAUGUCCUUCAACAUGCAGCUGCUCCAGGGAGUCCAUCAUUUGCGUCGGGUCCUCCAAUGUCCCGAGGAUUAGCCCCAACGACAUCAAUUCUUUGAGUAUCGUCAAUGGGACUUUCUCCGAGGUCAAAGAGGCAAUGUUUGCUCACAUGCCAUCCCUCCAGCUACUGCUUCUGAAUUCCAAUUCUCUUACAACUGUAAGGGAUGAUGCAUUCUCAGGCCUUCCACAUCUGGAGUAUCUGUUCAUUGAGAGUAAUAAAAUGGAGACUGCAGCAAAAUAUGCCUUCAGAGGACUCAGGGACUUGACUCACUUGUCUUUGGCAAACAACAACAUUAAAGCCUUGCCCAGGGACCUCUUCAAUGACUUGGACUCACUGAUAGAGCUGGAUCUGCGAGGCAAUGCCUUUGAGUGUGACUGCCGUGCCAAGUGGCUGAUGACGUGGCUGAAGAACACCAAUGCCACCGUGUCGGAUGUCGUGUGUGCUGGACCGGAGGACAUGAAGGACAAGCGGCUCAAUGAUAUGAACAGUCUGCACAACGAAUGCAUCUCAACGGAUUUCGUCCUACAUCAGUCUGUGGAAUCGGAGUCUCUGUCAGUUGACACAUUCAGCUAUAAGAAUGAUGUCUAUGUGACUAUUGCUGCUCCCAGCGCAGAGAGCUGUAUGGUUUUCCAAUGGGACCACAUAGAAAUGAACUUCAGGACAUACGAUAACAUAACCGGUCAGUCCAUUGUCGGGUGCAAGUCAGUCGUCAUCCAGGACCAGGUGUUCGUCAUCGUGGCUCAGCUCUUCGGCGGCUCCCACAUCUACAAGUUUGAUGAGGACCAAAGCAGGUUCAGCAAGUUCCAGGACAUUGAGGUGUCCAAGAUCUCCAAGCCCAAUGACAUUGAGGCGUUCCAGGUCGGCCCUGAUUGGUUCUUUGUGAUUGCUGACAGCUCCAAGGCAGGCCUGUCCACCCUCUACAAGUGGAACGAUAAGGGCUUUUAUUCAUACCAGUCGCUGCAUGAGUGGUACCGUGACACCGAUGCAGAGUUCCUGGACUUGGAUGGGAAGGCCCAUCUCAUCUUGGCAAGCCGCUCACAGGUGCCUGUGAUCUACCAGUGGAGCCGAAGCAACCAGAAGUUUGUCCUGCAGGGCGAGAUCCCUAACAUGGAGGACGUUGUAGCUGUAAAGCACUUCCGGAUCAAGGAGGAACUCUACCUGGCUAUGACGCGCUAUAUUGGUGACUCCAAAAUUCUACGGUGGGGUGCCAAACAGUUUGCGGAGAUCCAGGCCUUGCCCUCGCGAGGCUCCAUGAUUCUCCAGCCGUUCUAUUUCAAAGAACGUAACUACCUGGCCCUGGGAAGUGAUUACACUUUCUCACAGAUCUACGUGUGGGAUGAUGAGAACAAACUAUUUGACCGUUUCAAGGAGGUGUACAUCCAGGCGCCGCGCUCCUUCACAGUGGUUUCCACUGACCGCAGGGACUUCAUCUUCACCUCUAGCUUUAAAGGAAACACACAAAUCUUUGAGCACAUCAUCAUUGACUUGAGCUUGUGAGGGGCAUUGCUUUAUUGUCCCUCCUGCAAUCGAACGUCUUCCACUAAAAAGACACAUUUCUGUAGGGAAAAGAAAGGAACAGAACAGACUAAAAGAACUGUUAAAUAUCAAUUCCUCCAUACGUUUCUGUCACAAAUAAGAGCUGGGUCGAGUGGUGUUGGGAAUCCUUUUUAGUUUUUAAGGUUUCUUGACUAUUUCUCAAUGGCCUUGUCCUAUUACCUGUUCUCGCUCGGACUUUCAAAGACCCUACCAUUUCACAGAGACUGAGAGGGGGAGUCAAGAGGGUGGACAAUUGUACAAAGAGGCUGGUAUUCUCCUAAAAAUCCAGCUGGCAUUCCUGAGGGCAGAAAGAUUUGAAAUGUAAUUUAAACUAUUUAGAGAUUUUAGUUUAAUAUCCCCUGCACUAAUGGUUUUAUAUCCCAAAAAUAUACAAGAGGACCUAAGAGAAAAAUCAAAUUAGUAAUUUUGUUUUGUUGUCAUUUGAGGAAUGUAACCGGUGUGGUUGCUCAUCUAUGAGCCACUUCCCUAAUUGUCCUCAUACCGUGUGGUAAUUUGUUGCCUUAUCAGCGCUGGGGUUCUGUGUUCUGAUGGGCCCACAGUGCCUCCCUCUGGCCGCUAUAAAGUAUCACAGCCCUUUGCUUUUUCCAUGCAGGGAAUGUCUUGAAAGCACAAACCUUUAAUUAUUGUAGUCGAGACUCUAGCCCUAGAGUGUAGUCGUUAAGUAGAACAUGUUACUGUAGGUGCUAUAGACUAUAUUGCGUACAGUAAAAAAUGAAGAAGUGGUUUGUUGUUUUAAGAGGAGAAAUAUUCAGGACUGGAUAUAGCUAAUGCCUUUUUAGACAAACAUGUGAAUGGAAUAACCUUUUAGUCCAGAAGAACUACAGUAUAGGUGGCGAAGCAGAUAGAAGCUCUUUAUCUCCAUUUAGUGUUUAGGUGAUGUCAGGGAAAUUAAACCUACUAACAAGUUUGACAAAUUAACCACAGUUGUUAGAUUCCUGACAUAAUUUAGCUUUUCUUUUGAGAAUAUAACUAUUAAAAAAAGGCUCCUCACUGCAGAAGUCAGUGAACUCAAAUAUACAUUUGAUAAAAGGACAUCAUUUUUUUGUCCAGAAAUGAAGGAAAGAAAAUGUUGAUGUAAAUAUAUUCAUCCAAGUUGAGAGGCUUUUUUUCCCUCUGUCAUUCUGUCCUUACUAAUACUAAAUGUUGACCUACAAGCUACAAAAUGUACAUAAAACAUGGACUGCAAUGCCACUACCUGUUUGUCACACAAAAACCUGAACGAUCUUUGCACCUAUUUUAAAGGAAAUAUAACGUUAACUGCAGCUUGCAAGAGCAUGACAUUCAAAAAAGGGUGUUUGCCAAAUUAUUUUUAAAUAAACCCAAACUCAGAAGUCUAAAAGUGCUUCUGCUCAUUACCUGAAUGUUAUUGCAAUUUAAAAAAACUAAAACAAAUAAUGGAAUA